Molecule: messenger RNA, 1386 nt
Organism: Didymodactylos carnosus
Lineage: Eukaryota; Metazoa; Rotifera; Eurotatoria; Philodinida; Philodinidae
Source: the annotation of a GenBank genome assembly
AUGUUAUCUAACCAAAGAGGAAAAUCGAGAUUUGAUUUAAAUACCAUAAGGUAUCCCGCUCCUGUUGUGGAUCCUAUCCAUUUAUGGUCCAAAUCGCCCCAUUUGGAUGUAAAUGCUGCCAGAAAAACAUUUCUAACCAAAAUUGUAGUCCUAACUGUUCUGAUAUGGUUAUUAAUAUUUCUUGUUUCUGCCGUAUUUAUUGGUGGUGGUCAUAAUCCAUCGCGUUAUACCAAAAAUUUACGUGUUUUAAUUGUUGAUUAUGAUCAACAACUAGCCGGUACGUUGCUUUUAGAAUCAUUUCAUCGCUCUCCACCGGGUAAUCUAACCUUACAUUGGAUUUUUGCAUCACCAUCACGUUACAGUAUGGAUAAUCUGAUACAUGAAGUAACAAGCGGUAAGGCGUGGGCAGCUGUCAGCAUCAAAGCUAAUACAACUCAGCUGAUCAGUUCAAUAAUCAGCUCGGUAUUUAGCAAUACAGCAGCAACUUCGGUCGUAACUGGUUCACCUUCUGUUGAAAUCAUACUUGAAAGUGGUCGUAGUUCUGUCACAGUUCUUCGAUAUCUUGAACCACCAAUUGUAGCCGCUGUUCAACGAGCUAAUGUACAAUAUUCACAAAUCAUUCAAACAAACUUAAUUCAACAGCUGAAUGGAAUGUCAUCAUCAAGAGUUUCAUCAUCUAUUCUAAAUUUAUAUGCAGUAAUUUCGAAUCCCAUUCAAUAUAUUAUAAAUGAUCUUCAUCCAAUUAAACAUAGUGCUGGUACAGGGGCUACUACCAUUGGCUAUAUUUAUGUUUAUUUGCUAGCCGUGAUAGCUGUAGGAGGUGCGAUUGGAUUAUCUCAAUCAUUAACUGGAAAAAUUCGUACUUUUGAUGUUAUCUUUGCUCGCCUGCUAAACGCUUCAUUUCAGGGUCUUAUUAUUAGUCUGAUUUUUGCACUGAUCGUCUUAUGGUUUUAUGGUUUUGAUAAUUACGGUCAUUUUGUCCGUUAUUGGAUGUUUAAUUGGCUCUUCUUUCUAACGUUUGCACCCAUUGUAGCGCUAUUAGUUGUUAAUUUAGGUCCUAGAGCAGCGUUUGUUCUAACACUUUUUUUCGGUGUAUCGUUGAGUGCGGCUGAUCUACUAAUAAGCGUUGAAUUACAACCAAGAUUUUAUAGGAUCGGCUACGGUCUACCGUUCUAUCAUGUUAUUAAUGGCGCCCGACAUUUAUUAUUUCAUUCAUAUUCUAAUUUUAACGCGGAUGUUGGAGCUUUACUUGCGUGGUCAUUGUUUGCAGCGAUUACGACAUGUCUGACAGCCGCUUAUAGAUUACACAAAGCCUCAGAGAAAAAACGACAAAGUUUGAUUAAAGAAAAACAAAUAAAAAGACAACAACCGCAGUUGAACUAUUAA